UAGAUGCAAGAAUUUGCAUAACAAUUUUCUUUUAACUGGAAGGGAGUGUUCUGUUCACUUCCUUUGAGGCUUUCAUUUAUUUUUGUAUCUCAAGAAUAUUCCAGUUCAGAAUCGGACCUUUAGUUUCUGCCGCUUUACAACGAGUCCAACAGUGUUCUUGCAAGCAAUCUUGUGGCUUAGCUUUAGGCAGGAAAUGGAGCCUCAAAAGCACAGCCUUGUUGGGAGGUUAUGUGGCAGCUCAAUUAGCCACAUGAGAAGAUUUCUGUUUGAUGUUCUGUCUGCUGGUCCAAUCCCCAACCAUGUUGCCUUCAUUUUGGAUGGAAACAGAAGGUAUGCUAGGAAAUGGAAGUUGGGAGAAGGAAUGGGACAUAGAGCUGGAUUUCUCUCCCUCAUGUCCUUGAUCAAGUAUUGCUAUGAGUUGCAGAUCAAGUACAUCUCCAUUUAUGCAUUCAGCAUUGAUAAUUUCAAAAGAAAGCCUCAUGAGGUCAAGUGUUUGAUGGAUUUGAUGCUGGAGAAGAUUGAAGGGAUGCUCAAGGAAAAGACUAUAGUGGAAGAAUAUGGGGUGAGGGUGUACUUUAUAGGGGACUUGAAACUUCUGGAUGAUAAUGUCAGGCAUGCAGCUGAACAGGCAAUGAAAGCCACAGCGAAGAACAGCAGGAGCAUUCUCCUCAUCUGCGUUGCUUAUACUUCGACUGAUGAGAUAGUGCAUGCUGCUCAAGAAUCUUGUGAACAGCUGUGCGAUGAAUUGCAAGCACUAAAACCAAGUGAGGCUCCAUUUGGGAAGAUAAGCGAUGAAUUGCAAGCACUAAAACCAAGUGGAGCUCCGUUUGGGAAGAUAAGCGAGGAAUUGCAUGAGAUGGUGCAUGCUGCUCAAGAAUCUUCUGAACAGCUGGGCAAUGAAUUGCAAGCACUAAAACCAAGUGGAGCUCCAUUUGGGAAGAUAAACGAGAUAGCGAAAGAAAAGCUAAGUGGAACUCCAUUUGGGAAGAUAAACGAGAUAGCGAGAGAAAAGCUAAGUGGAGCUCCAUUUGGGAAGAUAAGCGAGAUAAUGAAUGGAAAGGAGGAGGAGAAACCUGAAGAAAGGGAGCAAGGGGAGGCAAAUGGCGAAAAGCGGGAGGAUAAAAGUGAAGAAAAGAGCAAGGAACCGAGCGAAGAAGAAAAGCACGAGGAAUUGGGCAAAGAAAAGCAGGGGGAUUUCCCCAACGGGGAAAAGCUGGAGAAUGCAAGUGAAGAAAAACAGGAGUUGAGCAAUGGAAAGCUGGAGGAGAAGAGUGAAGAAGAGCAGAAGGGUUUUGUCAAAGAAAUGAAGGAGGUUCAACCAAAUAUAAAGCUAUCAGAUAUUGAGAGGAACAUGUACAUGGGAGUGGCACCUGAUGUGGAUAUUCUGGUAAGAUCUUCAGGGGAAACUCGGCUUAGCAAUUUCCUUCUCUGGCAGACAUGGAAUGGCCUGUUGUAUUCACCAAAGGCUCUUUGGCCCGAGGUUGGUUUGGAGCACCUUGUCUGGGCUAUACUGAAUUUCCAGAGAGCUCAUCCACUUUUUGAGAAGAGAAAGAAGCAAUUUUGAAAAGCUUCAAGCAACCUAAGCUGCAUCUUCUGCUUUUCGUCCGGAGUUCACAAAAAUUCACAGGUAAUGAUGGUACAAGAACGCUACUCCGAAUUCGAUCUGGAAAUUAUUGAUUCUUGUCAUUUCAAUUGUCCACCCCAGAUACUUGUAGCAAUAAUAACGAAUGACUACUACAACCCAAUCCCUCUGCUACUCUUAUGACUUCAUUUCCAUGCUAAUUUGAUGCUUUGCUGAUUAUUUACGCAUACAUCCUCAAAACUGUAGGGUUGGUGGUUGAAGGUUGCAUCCUUCUUUCUGAGAUUUCUUAAACUUGUCUUUCUCGACGGUCGCAUCUUGGUAUUUAAAAGAAGAAAAAAAACAAAAAUUGUCA
Molecule: messenger RNA, 1934 nt
Organism: Coffea eugenioides
Lineage: Eukaryota; Viridiplantae; Streptophyta; Magnoliopsida; Gentianales; Rubiaceae
Product: dehydrodolichyl diphosphate synthase 6-like
Exons: 2
Coding region: 194-1564 (456 amino acids)
Biological process (GO): polyprenol biosynthetic process
Cellular component (GO): endoplasmic reticulum
Source: RefSeq, a predicted model, not a curated record